UCUCACAAUGUCGUUUAAGCUUAAAAAUCAAAGUUUGGAUAAAUGUCCAACAAAAACCAUAACUCCUCACUUUUGAUAAAACUCAAAGGACAAAAACUACUCAUAAUACUUUGACCCUACUCUUAAAGCACAAGGAGCAUUUUGUUCAUUUUCUCUAUAUUUUAUGGUCUUCAACCUUGGAGGUGCAGUUGAAUUAAAAAAAAAAAAAAAAAGAGGGAGACUAGCAUAACAAUGAGUUUUCCAACGAAGAAAGCUCAACAGCUGAAAAAGCAAUUUCACAGCACAAGAAAGGGGGAUGAUGAAACCAUUGAGUUCUAUGUGAAAAGAUUGAAAUCCAUAGCAGAUUCUGUAGCAGCAAUCGAGAGUCCAAUAUCAGAUUCGGACAUGGUGUUGCAACUUGUUGCUGCUUUGCCUAGUGAAUACGAGCCCGUCAAGAAAAUAAUAUCAUCAAAGUGGCCUCUCCCCACUUUUGAAGAGGCUUGUUCCAUGGUGUCCAUGCAGGAACGCAAAUUUUUGCAGGAUCAUCACGAGGAGCAAAAUACAACUGAUCCUCGUGUUGUUGGUGAAGAGGAGUCUUCUGCUUUUACUACCCUAGAGAAGGUGGGUACUGUAGUGGGUGCAGUGGGUAUUAUAGUGGGUGCAGUGAGUACUGUAGUGGGUGCAGUUACUGCAGUGGGUGCAUUACCUACUGUAGCUGGUGCAGUGGGUGCAUCGAGGAUGAUUGUAGGUGGUGCAGUGUGUGCAAUGGGUGCAGUGGCUAGCUGGAGUGUUUGGCAGUCGCAAAAAAAAAAUUACGGAUAUGAAUAGAGCUAGAGCCCGUUUGGAUUGGCUUAUAAGUUGUUUAUAAGUUGCUUAUAAGCUGUUUUCAGCUUUUUUUGAGUGUUUGGCUGGCCAGCUUAAAGUCAUUUUGUACUUCAAAUAAGCUCAAAAAAAUAAUUGGACCCAUUUGACUUAGCUUAUCUAAAGCAGCUUAUAAGCUGAAAACAGCUUAUAAGCCAAAAAAAAAAAGUUAGACUAUCCCAACUUAUUUUUUUUAGCUUAUAAGCUGUUUGCAGCUUAUAGACAUAAGCCCAUCCAAACAGGCUCCUAGUCUUAUUGUGUUUGUAUUUGUUGUUUAAUUAAGUAACAAUUGGGUCUAACUGAUCUUCAUCUUCAAAACCUUGAAUUGUUACUCCUAUUUAAAGUUUGUCUUUGAGAUGUAUAAUAUGCAAAAUGAUGUGAAGUUGAAGUUGUAUUACAAUAUUUUCAUUUUCCUUUCGGGGCA
This is a messenger RNA of Lycium barbarum (goji berry), 1264 nucleotides long. RefSeq lists its product as uncharacterized. The record is from RefSeq and is a predicted model, not a curated record. The transcript is spliced from 2 exons. Lineage: Eukaryota; Viridiplantae; Streptophyta; Magnoliopsida; Solanales; Solanaceae. Bases 232 to 807 code for a protein of 191 amino acids.